AUUUCAAGUCGGCAUUGUGUCCCUCCCUGACCGACAAGACGGCGCCUCCCGCUGCCCCACCAUGUCCGAGAAGAUGUACUACUGGGGUCAGGAGAAAGACGUGGACCCGGAGCAGACUUUCAUUGAGUUCUCGGCCAAGCAGGGAUCGUCCUCCACCGAGCCUAACCAGCAGGUCAUCCCCCCAGAGGUAGAAGAUGAGCGGGGCGGCUGGGGGAACAAGUUGGACUUCCUCUUCUCGUGCAUCAGUGUGAGCGUGGGACUCGGAAACGUGUGGAGGUUCCCGUACCUCUGCUACAAAAAUGGAGGAGGAGCUUUUUUGGUUACUUACGGCAUUGCAAUGAUUUUUUGUGGCAUCCCGAUUUUCUUCCAAGAGGUAGCGGUUGGGCAGUACCUAGGAGCAGGGGGCAUGACUUUCGUGGGACAACUGUGUCCUCUUUUGCAAGGUUGUGGUUACGCUACAAUGACUAUAGUGUUCUUCCUGGAUAUCUACUACUGUAUCAUAAUAUCCUGGACACUCUUCUACUUGAUUGCGUCCUUCACUUCCUUACCCAGUCUGCCUUGGGAAACCUGUGAUAACUGGUGGAACACGGAAGCUUGUUUCGCCCCAGGAAUGGAUGCAACGAUGGUCCACAACCGCACAAACCACACGAACUCUCCAGUGGAGGAGUAUUGGGAUAAACGUGUCCUGCAGAUAUCCUCCGGGAUAGACGACCUGGGUGGGAUGCAGUGGGAACUCGUAGGUUCUCUCCUGUUGGGAUGGGUGCUGGUUUACUUGAUCAUCUGCAGAGGACUUCAUCAAAGUGGCAAGAUCAUUUGGUUCACGGCACUCUUUCCGUAUGCUGUACUCCUGGUGUUGCUGGUAAGAGGGGUGUCAUUGCCUGGCGCUGGAGAUGGUCUUCUCUACUAUAUCACACCGCGAUGGGAGGAGCUCCUGGGUCCGGGCCCUUGGAUCGACGGAGCCACCCAGAUAUUCUUUGCCUACAGCAUCGGAACUGGUGCCUUGCCGGCUCUGGGAUCCUACAACAAGUUUCACCACAACUGUUACAAGGAUGCCAUCAUCACCUGUGUUGUGAACACUCUCACCUGUCUCCUGGCUGGUUGUGUCACUUUCUCCAUCCUAGGUAACAUCGCCCAGGAACAAGGCACCCACGUGUCUCAGGUGGUCAAGAGUGGGCCUGGACUUGUAUUCCUUACUUACCCGGAGGUGGUCCUGAAGUUACCUGGAGCUCCCUGUUGGGCAGCUAUUUUCUUCUUCAUGCUCGUUGUCCUCGGAAUUGACAGUGAGUUCUGUAUUGUGGAGUCAUUUGUAACCGGAAUGGUAGACAACUGGCCUGAAGUGCUGAGGCCUCACAGAGCCAAGUUCACCAUGGCGAUGUGUGCUCUACUGUGUCUUCUUGGGAUGCCUAUGGUUUCUCAGGGUGGAGCCUACAUCUUUCAGCUGAUGGACUAUUACUCGGCCUCGGGCAUGUGUCUUCUAUGGGUGUGCUUCUUCCAAACCAUAGCCAUUUCCUGGAUAUUUGGAGCUGACAAGUUCAUAGACUGUGUUCACCAGAUGAUGGGAGUCCGUCCCAACCGGUUUUGGUAUUUCUGUUGGGUUUUCUUUGCACCGGCUACCAUGGUGUUUAUAUUCGGGUUCUACAUAGUCCAGUAUGUCCCAGCCAAGUAUGGCCCGUACGUGUACCCAGAUUGGGCCGAGCUUAUAGGUAUAUCGCUCAGCCUGUCGUCAAUGCUGUGGAUACCUGGCUAUGCUCUUUACUACCUUAUCACCACUCCUGGAUCUUUCAAAGAGAACCUUAUUCUGGGCUUAACUCCGAACAUUAAGUCAAGGGCUAAGGUAUCUGCUAGCGCAAAAUCUUCGGCUCUUCAGAUGUCCGAAUCAAGUGCCGGUCUGCUCUCCAAGAACAGUUCUUUCUUGAACCCAUAGCAGAUAAAGUCGGGGGCCGCGGGCUCCCAGGCCAAGGGGAAGAAGAAGCCUCCCCCUUGCCAGAAAUCCUCAGGACCCCUCGCUCCAUCCGAGAGCAGUGCCAGGCUCUUGUCCAAAAACAGCUCCUUUGUCAACCCCUAAGGGAAAUAAGUUGUACUGUAACGUUGUCAACUUCCGAUUGUGAUCUAAUGGAGAUGGUAAAUAAGCUCAAUUCAUGGAGUUAAUUCUUGAAUUAAAAUUGUUUUGUUAUGUAUUUUGGGUAACAUUUUGAGUGACUCUUAUAUGGCUAUGGCUGACUAUCGCUGAAAAAGUAGAAUUCUUUUAAUUCUAAGCUAUUUUCUAGUAAACUGCAGCGUUUAAUGUUUACUGCUUUUUACACAGUUUGUGAUAUAGUUUUAGUUCAGUUUAGGAUCUAUUAAGUGGUAUAUUUACGAAUGAUACUUUAGGCUUUAUGAUACUUUAGAUGAUACUAACUAAUAUUUAAAAUUAUAGUUUCUUAUUACUAUAUUAAUCUUUACAAUGCAAGGUAACUCGAUGUUUGUGAUACAAAACGAAAAAGUGAUUGCAAUUUAGGGUGAGUUCAACUCGAAGUCAAAGUGCUAUAGCGAGACUACUUAAUUAACAUGUAGAUUGUUAGAGUUCUGUGCCUACACAAGACAUAGGGUAUUUUAGAACUACUAUAUAUUAUAUAAUAGAACAAAGGUGUUAUAUUUUAUACAUAACUAUUACCUUAAAAAGGAACAGUUUUUCUCAUUGUAAAAUUGUGCCAAAUGCACAAAGUUGUUGUUAAAUUACACUUUUCAAGAAGGGUACUUAAAAUGUUAUUUUAUACUUUUUAAAACACGCGCAAAUUUAAAGAUAUGUUUUAUGAAUGAAACCAGUAAUUCGCAAAUUUUUGUCAGUUCAUCAUUUCCGAAUUACAUUUUAGAAUGAUACUUACAUGAAACGUUGCAUACGUGCCAUGUAUGUUUCAUAUAAAUACACGAAAAUCGGUUUUAAUUUCAUAUUUUUUAUCUAACAUUAGUUUCCCCUCACAUCAUGUAUGAUCUAUCUUUUUUAAUAAACCUUUUUUGUAAUAAAAUAAACUGAAACUCUUAUUAUGAUUUUGUUCAUUUGAGUAACCAUAACUAACUUUGAGAUUAUUGAAUGGGAACUUAACAUAAAAAUCCUUUUAUUCUUUCUCAUUUUCUGUGUACUAGUAUCAUUGGUAAAUCUUUAACAGCAUACUAUAUUUAGUUAGUCUGUAAAUGUGUAAUACCAUUCCCCGUGGUAGAUUCUCUGACCCCACUAUUCUGUGACAAUAUUCUAUCUCCGAAGUAACUCCUUAAGUUAUAUACCACUCUCUUCAAUGUUUAGUAGCACGGAUGAAAGAUCUUUCAAGUAAAUAAAAUACUGAUAUAUACUUUUUUACUGGUUAAAACAAAUUACACAACUGCCAAACACUCGUCACAUCUUUAUAAAAGUACAUAAUAUUUUUUAAAAGCUGUCUUUCAAUACAAACUAGUCUAACAUAUUUUUCCGUCUCUAAAUAAAAGCAAUGUAUAUUACUGAAAUGCUACUUAAUCGCACAUGAUUUAAAUAAUUAAUUGUUUUAUAGCACAACGUGCAUUAUAGAAUUAUAAAACACUGCUUUUGUAUCUUUUCAUAGUUCAGUACCUAGAUAAAUCCGUAGGUUUAACAUAUCAAAUUUACAUUUUUGUUGUCCUUAUAUGAACCACUAUAGUUACGUUAAUAAGCUUUUCAUGCAUAUUAAGUUUCAAAUAUGUAUAUUUAUCCGUAUUUUGUACAAACCAUUUUCAUACUAAAAUAAAAACACAUUUAUGUCAUACAAUGUCUGUGGUUAUCAUUUGAUAAGUAAAAAGAGAAGCUAUUUUUUAAAUAAUUUUUGGAAUUCCAAUAACUGCUUCCUAUUAUUUAGUACAGUAGGAUGUUGUAUAAACAAAUGAACUUUGUGAAUGGAGAAUUUAUACUGAAAGCUCUGGAUGGAACGGUAGCGCACGCGACCUGAAAGCACGUCUAAGUUUAACGUAUUAAGUCUAGUUUAUGUACCAUAGAAUACACGUACGAAUAGUGUAUAUAGAUGUAGAUAUAUGUAUAGUUUACUAGAUGUAUUUGUUGUACAUAUAGAUGUAUUUAAAACAGUUGUUCUAAGGUACGUCCUAAUGUUCUUUGCAAUAAUUUAUCUGUUGAAUUGUUUCCAAAGUCUAGUAUGAGGAUUUUACUUUAAACCAAUGCUUCCAACAAGCUUUGUGAUGUUUACUACUAGAAUAAUUUGCCCCCAGAUCAUCUGAAAACUUUAGAAAUAAAUGUUUCAACCAUUAAGGUCUUAACCUUAAAACAUUUUGGGAUAUAGAUCAUUGUGAAUAUCUUUAAUAUUAUAGUUAUUUUAAUUAUUAAUUAUUAUUUUACAACUGCUCAUUAUAAUUCAUUCCCGAAGCAGAAAUAUUAUCUUUUGAUAUUAUCUUACUUAAUAUCUGUAAAACUUAAAGCAGUACUAUGGCUAGUACAGUGCAAAUCAUGUACUGUGAGAAACAAUGUUAUUAUAAAUAUCAAAUGAAAUAGUUUGGCCAUAUUUGCAGUUUUAGGGAGUUAAAACAUUACGUAUUUUGUAGAUUAGAAAAAUUUAAUUCUGAGGAUUAUUCAUCGAAGAUCAGUGGACUAUUCAGGAAGAGUGUUAGAGGAUACAAUAAUUCAUGACCUCGUAUCUCAUAAAGGGCAUUUCGUUUCUACACUUUUAAAAAUUUAGUUUUAAAUCGUAUACCACUUUUAAGAAGUACACUAUUUCUGGAGCAUUAUAGACAAAAAAUCUAUCAAACUAAGAAUAAAAGUAUAGUACUUCUAUAUUAGCUUUCAGCAUCUGUUAUUCCCUUCUAUAGAAGAUAGAAUACUAAACAGAUUAUCUUAUAAUCCCUAUGAUAGCAUUACUGUAGAGAAAGGAAGCCUUUAUAAAAAUCUGCGACUAUAUUCUAUACAUGACUUAGUUAAUUUAUCAACUUUAGGUCUACUAUGAGAUUUUAAAAUCUUAAAAUGUUCAGCGGAAAUGGGCAUUCCACGGAUUAUAACUCUCUGUGAAAGCAAAGCCUCAUAGGAAAUGUUUUCUUUUUCCGGGUCUUUAGCAGGCUGAGAGGUCUUUCAGACAAAUUAUUUAAAGCCAGGCCCACAUCAAUGACUUAUCAAGCUCUGCCUUAACCACAAAAUAUCCAGAGGUUAAGUUGUGACAAUUAAAAUACACCACAGAUACUCUUUCAUUAUAAGUCUGAAAAACUUCUACUAAAAAUUACACUAAAAAUCGAGAGCAAACGUGGGCUGAUUGUACCAAGAACCUGGAUUAGUGUAAAUUAAUAUGGGCAUCAUUUACGCCUAAAUGUAAAAUCACAGUUUUUAAGAUUUAUGCAAAAUUUUAAUUCGUCUUCUAAAAACGAUACACCUCUAGGAUAAAAGGGCUUAGAUAGCAAAUAAACUGCAUUAUUUAAAAGCGGUCACUGAACCAUACAAUAAAUUACAAAGAAUUAUUGAAUAAUGACUCUUUUAUCUUUUUGUCUGACUUAAACGUUAAGAGUGUACCAUUAAAACGUUCAUUUGUUGGCCGUUUCUGUUAAGUGAUCAUCGUAAACUGAUCUUAAGUAUCAAUAUUGGUUAUGCUAAAAGUUGUAAUCAUUCCACGUAUGAAUUUGAGACAUUGAAUAAUAUCGUUGGGAAGGAAUUGAAUUUUACACCAAUUACGGAGAGAAAGAUGUCUCUAUUGUAUAUAAAAAAAUCUAUUAACAUAAUUUAAGAGACACCUGACCUGUAUAAAUGUGUCACAUCUAAAUAAAAAAAAUUAUUACUCUUGGGAACUUUAGAUGAAAUUAUAUACAAUGUGUCUUACUCAAAUCAUUACCCAUAUCUGUUCGGAUUUUUUUUAUCUAAUCAGAAUAGGUGGGUUUACCUCAGGGAUACUCCUCCCGAAUACACCAUUGAUGCGAAAGAAGAUUUUAGAUGAUCUGUGUAAGUCUUGAGUUUGAAAAUCAACAUGGAACAAACUGGUUUACUUAAUCUAUGGUUAUACUUAAAUAUAUUUUGAAUGUUAAAUUCGCUUUCUGUGGCUCGUAGUACUUAUAUAAUACAUGUCUUAAGUUAAUUUAUUUUCACAAAAGCCUAUUAAAAUUCCUAGUAUGAGCGGUGUCCUUUUAAAAUAUUGCCGCACAUGAAACCAAUCUCAAUACACAGACUUUUACAAUUUAAUGUUAAUGAGGUUUUUAAAAUCCCUAGAGGAUAACCUAAAGUGAUCAUUUUAAUUUUUUCGAACUCCCCUUAUAUAUUUAUCUUUCAUGAGCCGUUGGAGUGGAGCUCAGAAACUCUUUUUUGGGUAAAUCUAAUGAUGUAUAAAUGUAUACCUAUCAUUUAUGGCUGUGGUAAAACUUUAUCUGAGAGUGCAGUUAAUACUAACACUUCUGGUCCAGGUAAGGUGUAGCCUUACCUAGUGAGUAAGUCUUUUCCUUUCUGGGAAACACCCCUCUGUAAAAUGCCAGCUCGUUUGUUCACGAAAUACUGUUCACUAAAAAGUUGAGCAACCAAUGAGUAGUUUGCUCUGUUACACAACCUUCAAUGUGUUUCAUUUUAUGUUCAGCAUCUCUUUUUGCAAUCAUCUCAGGCAAAAGAUUUAAAUUUUUCGUUUAUAAGAAAAUUCCGAUUUCUAUUUCAGCAUUUUUCUUUACGUCCUCAUGGACCUACACAUCUGUGCUAAGAUACGUUCAUAUAGUAUAAAGAAGGAUUCCCAUAAAGAGCAACGUUAUUUUAUAAAAUAAACUAUAUCCACAAAAAAUAGACUUUUUAUCACGUAAAAUCAUUUUGCAUGAUUCCAGAAUGUACUAGUUUUCAGACUAACAGUCCACUUUAAAUUGCUAAAUGCCCGUAUAGUUAAUUUUUAAUAAUUAUUAAACAUUAAUUUAUAUUUCUUUUAUUCUACUUAUUAUCCAUCUAUUGAUAUUUGUACAACAGGUUACUGUAUUUAAUUAAGACAAAUUAAUGUGGUGCUAAUGUGUCUUCCAUGUUUUGUUCCAUGCUGGUUGAGGUAUGGUUUUAAUCUCUUGUGAGACUGUGUGACGUGGAUAUUUAAGCCGCUUAUAUGGUUGGUUUUGUAUUAUGUGUGUUAAAAAAAUAAAUUAAAGUUACUAUACUAGUAACUUUAUGGAUAUAUCAGUCGUUAAAACCUCUUUCUCAGCUAUUUAUAUAUUAUUAAUGUUUGUAUUUUUCUUAAAUUGUAAAAAUACUAAUAUAUAAUGCUCUGAGAAAAGUUUCAGUUUAGGCCCCUAGAUUAAAUAAUAAAAAAUAUUAUAUUCUUAUUAGAAAUAUGUAUUAUCUUAUUACAAAUAUAUUACUUUCAAAACGUAAUUUGACACACAAUUCAUCACCAGACGCAAUUUAAAAUAAAUUAAUAGUGUACCAAAUGUAUUUAAAUAUUUAAAUAAUGCUUUUUUACCCAUGAUGAAUUUCACAUAAAAUCAAAAUAUUAACUAUAUGCAUUCAUUGUUAAAUUAUUAAUAAAAGGUAAACUAAGAGCAGUAAAAACUAAACAAAAGAGCAACCAAAAUCUAUUUUCCACUGUAUGUUUAUGGAUCUUUCUUUUUACAUGUAUCUUUGUAAAAUGUUUCUGCUUUCUUACUUCCUUACUAUUGUGUUGAUUGAAAUAUAUGUCACACUGUCAAUAUAUAUUUAUCAUCGUGUUACAAAAUCUAAUUAUGCUCCAUCGUGUACCGCACAUAAAAUAAAAGUCGCACAUAUAUUUACCGAUCCCACAUGUUAUAAAUAUGCGUUACAGUACAAUUUUGUAAUAAAUGUUAACGUUUGAAACCUAUAAAAACAUCUAAUUUUAUAUGUUUGCAUAUAUUUUCCUUGUUACUGAAUUUAAGAAAAUUUGUUUUUGUAACACAAAAUAUUGAGUGUGACGUAAAAGAAUGAAUAGGUUUUUUGACGAGAAGCUAGGUCGAAUAAAUGCUUUCUUACACUUAACCUGUGGUACGACAUGUAAACACAACACGAUUCAUGAUUUUUAACUAAAAGUAUCGAUAAUAAAUAGUAUAUUUAAUACUUACAUAGUUAAUAUAUAGGAAUGAGUUGUGUUCUUGCUCACAAACUGCUCCAUUUAACAUUAAUUUUUAUGUAUUGCUCGCACCUUAAAGCAAAGCUUUGUUUUUAUUUAAUUGUAUUAACAAGGUGUAGAAUUAAAAAAAGACUGUCUAGUAAGGUGUACUUCUCAAAAGCUCAUUGAGCUGUUGACGGCUGAAAAUGUUUACUAAUGAAAAGCGUUUAAGUGUUGGAGUGAUAAAGCAUUCCAUGACAAUAGAUUCGUCACAUUACUUUUAACCAAAAUUUCGAGGUGUAGAGCACAUAGUCUCCUUUUAUGAUGGACAUCUUCUCUAUUUCCCGUAAAGAAAAAGAGCAACCAAUUUGAGAGUAACAAUAUUAAAAAUUUAAUUGCACUGAUAUUUUUACAUAUUAAAUAACACAGAAUUGACGUGGCAAGCUAUUCCGAUGAUGAUCUUAUCAACGAACCAAAGAAAAAAAGGAAAGAUGUAUUAAUAGUACACCCAGUGUUGCAUAUAAAAUAAACUGGAAUAUUGGGUAAAAUUUUAACAUAAAUUAGAUUUUUGUUGAAUUAAAAAGGUAUAAUUUUUGUUAUAAUGACAGAUAAUGUUUUAAACAUAAUUUACCUAAGUAAUAUGUAUUUAUUUCUUUUCUGCUUGGAAAAUGCAUUUUACAGAAUAGCCGUCGCUUUCUCAGUCUAUUAUGGUUUGAGAAACAUACACUUUUAAAUUAAUAUUUAGGUAAAAUGACUAUUUUUUCAAAAUGCUUUAUGUACAUUUUUAAAAAAGAGGCUUAUUUAUCCAGUGUUAACCUUACCCAAUAGUAAUUAAUAUUGAAAAUGAACUAUUGCUAUAUUACUUUACGGUAUGUAUAUAUUUGUUACAUCUUUAAAUAUACCUGUAUUAUAGUUAAGUCUUGAAGAGAGUAAAACUAAUGAGCUCUUAAAUGGUUCUCAAUAAUAGCUUUAAGUCUUGUAAUGAAUGCCAAAAAUAAAUAAACUCUGUUACGGACUUGUUGGUUUGUGAUCGGUUGCAUUAGUGUAAGACUCCAGGCCUAAGCUGUGUUUUUGAUGUUUCUGAGGGUUAGAAGACUUUUGUAAUUACGCUAAUUUGUGUUAAACUAUAUUUCUGUAAAUUUAUAGUAACAAUACGAAUAUUAUAAUAUCAAUAUGUUAUGGAAUUUUAUCGUUGUAAUGAAUAGUUUUUGAUGGCUUUGUUUUUUAGAAAGGUGUCACACUCUGUAUAAACUAGGUAUGAUAUACACUUUGUUAGUUUUAUAGAUUUUUAUUGUUUUCAAUGGAUUUAACUGGAUUUGGGUGCAAAAGAUAACAUUUAUAUUUCGAAAAGAUUGAAACUUACUGUGAAUGAUUGAUAAACCACCUAUUGUAUAUGGAUUUCAUUAAUUAACACUACCCGAUCUCUUUAAUUUCAUGACUUAUUCUAGAACGGUGAAUUGACAGUUUCUUGCAAUGUUGCAGGAUUUUAUCGAUCUAUUGCACCCAAAUUAUGAUAUCACAACUUAAAAAGUAUUAUUAGAUAAUAAUAUACAGCCAAGCUGAACAGUGAGAUAUUUCUGUAAUAUUUUAGAAUAAGAGAUGUAUUUAAAGAAAGAACUUAGUAAUAAAGACAUGCUAAAAAUCUAA
This is a messenger RNA of Homalodisca vitripennis (glassy-winged sharpshooter), 9632 nucleotides long. RefSeq names its product sodium- and chloride-dependent GABA transporter 1-like. Lineage: Eukaryota; Metazoa; Arthropoda; Insecta; Hemiptera; Cicadellidae. The record is from RefSeq and is a predicted model, not a curated record. Gene Ontology annotation, biological process: sodium ion transmembrane transport. Gene Ontology annotation, cellular component: membrane. The coding region runs from base 62 to 1924 and encodes 620 amino acids. The transcript has 11 exons.